Drosophila novamexicana is the source of this 711-nucleotide messenger RNA. RefSeq lists its product as uncharacterized. NCBI's taxonomy places the organism in Eukaryota, Metazoa, Arthropoda, Insecta, Diptera, Drosophilidae. The coding region runs from base 1 to 711 and encodes 236 amino acids. The transcript has 3 exons. The record is from RefSeq and is a predicted model, not a curated record.
AUGAUUGUGGGCAUAACAGCCCAUGUCAAUGCCUAUAGAAAAUUUGGACGCGAUUGUCGCGACAUAAUCUGUGCCUCUGCUGAAAGAUGUGUUUUGGCCAACGUGGCCUGCGAAAAGGAUCAACAAGAUGGCGAGCACUGCGGCCAGUAUCCCAAGUGCGUGGAGCGUUCGUUUAGCCAAGAUCAGCAAUUAAAUCGCUUCACGAUCGACACCACAUCCACCACAGCUAACACUCGUAGCAUCAGAGCACCCAUCUCUAGUCCCAGCACCAGCACGCUCCAUCUGAACCAACAACUUUAUAUUAAACCGGACACAGAUACGGACAGUGGCAUUGAGCUCCUCGAGGGUGCGCCAGGCGCUGAUCCAGGUGCCAGUCAUGCAGAUCAGAGACAGGCGAAUGUUUUGGUCAUUGUACAGGAUGGCACACAGGAGUCCAUGCCAAACCCCAAUCCCAAUUUCAAUAGCCAACCCUGGCGACAGCCCUGCAUUGUCAGUCCCUACUAUCCAUAUGCCUGCACCAAUGCGCCCUCAACUUACAUGCCCGCCUCAAGGUCUGCGCUGCCUUAUCCCGCUUCCAGGCCGCAGUUGAUGUCUCCAUCACCGCCCUGUUACUUCAAUUGCUAUCCCAGACUGGCACAAAGCUAUCCGCUUGCUAGAUUCGUUAGGCCAUCCGCAUCAACUAGCAACUAUUUGCUUUAUAUAACCGUUUAG